AAACACGGCAUGAUUUGAUAAUGCAGUCUACUGCUAAAGUCGUGUAAUUAUCUUCACCAUGGUGCAACAGUGUUCAGUACAAUUUCUGAAAUCUUUAAUUGCAUGGGUUACUGAUAAAGCAAUGAUAUGUAAAAUUAAAUUGUCACAUGUCAUUACCUUGCUUUGUUAAUGAUAACACUUAUCAACCUUUAAAGUACAAGGCAGCAUUGGAAUAACUAUUGAAAUCUCUUAUGUAAAAGCAAAACUUUAGUCAGGGCAGCACUAGACUGUAGGAGGACCCCGUCAGUUAAAUACAUAUCUGAUGAUAAUAGUGACAUUAGGUAAAACAAUACUUGACUACUAGGCCUUUACAAAAGUUUCUAAAAAGAAAUGACAAAUAUCAAACUUAUACAGCGUCUUAAUUGUGCUUCUCUCUGUUUCAUAUCAUUGUAAACAAUACACUGUAACUUAGGUAAAUCUGAAAAAAAAAGAAAUCUGAAGACAGAAUGUGUAACGGGCACUUGUUAUUUUUUGACAUCUUUCAACAAUUAAUAAUGACUUGAAUUGAAAACAAGACUAAGUAUAUAGCUAUAUUUGCAGAUCUGUGAGGCUGUAUAUAAGUAUGGUUCUUUGAGCAAAAUGCUAUCAUCAGCUGUGUAAAUGCUAACAAAAAGUUAUUUACUAAUUAAUUAUUAACUAACUAAGUAUAGCUGAGGUUGAUGGGAAUGACAUUAGUUUUACAGGAAAAAUUUCUAUCCACUGAUUGCGAUAGAGGAAAAGUCAAAGGCUCUCCAAAGUGAUUACAAUUCAACCUGAGGGGGACAUAAAUGUACGUACCAAAUUUCAUGGCAAUUCAUCCGAUAGUUAAACACAAGUGCAAAUGAGUGAGGAAUGGAUUAAACAUUGUCUUUAUCUGCUCUAACAUAAGCUGCAAACAUUAGCAUGUCCAGCUAACUAGCUUACUACCUACAGUACCUCCAGCAAAACUUGUGUUAGAUACCUUUGCAUUUUCCAAACUCAAGGGGUUAAAUUGGGAUUUGUUGGGACGUUUGCAAGGUCCGCUGCACUGAGAUAACUUCUGUUGUGAAUUGGCGCUGGUGAGAAUGCUAAUGUUAUGUCUGGGACAUGUAUCUUCUUAUCUACACUUAUAAAAUCUGCUAGUGAGAGUCAUCAUUUUAGCCGACAAAAUCCACGGUUGUCAGCUAGAAAUUAGAAGCCUGCUUUUGUUUACUUCUGUGUGGAAUCGAAGACAUAGUGUUUCAAAAAUUACUUCAAAUUUCAAUAUUAAAUCUGCCACCGUUGUCACUAUAAACAGCAUAUGUGCAGUGCGAGACUGAGCUUGGUUAAUUCAACGCUGAGUUAUGAUCAGGAAGGUUAGUAUAUGGUUGAGGUUGGAAAAUCUACUUUAAAUCAACAUUUCUACAGCAGUCACAGUUUAAAUGUUGAAAAAAUGCCAUUGAAUCAACAUUGUACUUGGGCCAUGUUUUUAACAUUAAAAAUACUAACAUUUAAUCAAUAUGUGUCAAUGUGCCUACUUUCCAACCAAAAUAUUUUAAAUAAGGACUGGGGAACAAUUUUAAGAGGGUGUGGGACACGUUUGUUUUAAAAACAGCACUUACUCACUUCACAUCUUCAAUUUCUUUGGUUUUAAAUGACAAAGAAAACUAAAUAAUUUAUAUGUAAUGAGGAAAACAUCUUAAUGUCGUUUUUGGAGGGAAAUGGCAAAGAGGAGUGAGAUCCAAACCCUCCCCAAGAAAAAAAGGCAAUUUUCAACUGCUCCAACUGCCCAGUGUUUUCAUCAUUUCACACCAGCUUGUGGAGAAGGAGGACCAUGGCCGGGACGCCAAAGGCCGAAGCCAACACCCACACACAGAUAUUCACCACCUGAAGACAAGAUAACAUGAUGCAAUUACAUCACUGUUCAAAUGCACAUCAGUGAGCGAUCGCACCACUUACAGCAGGCUCAGUUAUAACUUGAUGUGAGAUGUGAGAUGAGAAAGCCAUGACGGUGAGUCGGCAUACACAAUUCCAGGACCCUCUAACGCCUUUAUCUAGCCUUCAACCGGCUCCCAUCUGUUUCUCAGCCAGCUGCUCUCCAGCCUGUAUCCUUGUCUGCUAGCAACCAACCUCCUUCCUGGCCCUCAGUCUACUAGCCACCAGCAUGCUAGCCUCCAGUCUGCUUCCCAGCCAGCUGGCUCCCAGAAUGCUAGCCUCUAGCCUUCAUCCCUACCUGCUAACCUCCAGCCAGCUAGCCUCUGACUCCUGCUCCUGGCUCUGUCGGUGGACCAGCCAACUCCUGCUCCUGGUAUCCAGUUGGCAGCCUGGCCGACAACAGUUUCUGCAGUCCCCAGGCCCAGUUGGGCCGCAGCCAUGUUCUGUCUUGGUUGGGCUGCAGCCACAUCCUGUCUCGUUUGGGCCGCAGCUACAUCCUCUCCUGGCUGGGCCGCAUCCACUUCCUGAUCCUGCUGGGCUGCAGCCACCUCCCGAUCCUGCUGGGCUGCAGCAAUACUGUGAUCUUGCUGAACCUCUGCAGUCUCCUGUUUCCAAGCUGCAGUUGUCUUCUGUUCCGGUGCUGAAGCAACCCAUAGAGCCCAAGUGGUGGCAGUCUUCUGUUCCUGCUGAGCUGCAGCAGUCACCAGUUCCUGAGCUGCAGCAGCCUCCUGAUCCACCUGAGCUGCAGCAAUCUCCUGUUUCUGAGCUGAAGCAGUCUCCUGAUCCUCCUGAGCUGCAGCAGUCUUCUGAACCUCCUGAGCUGCGGCAAGGUCCUGUUCCUGAGCUGAAGCAGUCUCCUGAUCCUCCUGAGCUGCAGCAAUGUCCUGAUCCUGCUAAGUUUCUGCCUGCUCCCUAACAGAUUUGUUUUCUUGAGUUUGGACUGACUUUCCUGGUUUUGAUCAUUGCCUGCCUGACCAUCCAUGUAAGCCUUUAUCCCUCAACUUUAUCCCUAACUUUACCAAGCUCUGCCUCUGUGUCUGCAAUUGGGUCCUAUUUGUUUUUCAUUUUCAAACUUGUAGUCUUCAGACCCAACCGAGGCUGACUCGAGUGACAUCACUUGAGGUAAUUUAUCAGAUUUUGCACAGCUUCCUUUGGAGCCACAAAAGGCUUUAUACAACUUCUUCCACUUAUGCAGUAGUACUCCCAAAGACCUGUGAACAGAUUUUGAUGUGUAAAAACGGUGGAGUUCCUCUUUGAAGUAAAGUAUCUUUAUUUUUUUACACAACACAAAUCUGAAAGAAUCACUGUGAUUAGGAGAAUUGGACGGAAAAACUCAUUCAGCGUUUGGAAAGGCAUGUUUCUUAAGAUGUCAUCACAGGACAGAAUGUUUACUUGUCAAUGUCGGAUGACGAAAUUUCUGAAAUGGCUUAUACUUUGUUUUCUCAUACUAUCAUAUGCAGAGGUGUCCACACAAAGUAUAGCACAUGCCAAUAUAAAUAGACGCCGAACUUGUAACACAGUGCGACACCAGUUUUGCAGUCUUUAUUUACCACAAAUGCAAUUACUGCACAGCUGUUUAAAAUGUCAAAACAGCUGUGCAGUUGUUGCACCAGACAAUUGGAGUUAUCUGGUUAUGUAAACUCAUGCUUUAUUUCCAGUCUGCUUUCCUGUGAAGUCUUAAUGAAGACUGGAAAAACAUUAAAUAUGAUAAAAAUAAAGAACAUGAAACAAA
This is a messenger RNA of Siniperca chuatsi (mandarin fish), 3643 nucleotides long. RefSeq names its product extensin-like. The transcript has 4 exons. The record is from RefSeq and is a predicted model, not a curated record. The coding region runs from base 2141 to 2827 and encodes 228 amino acids. NCBI's taxonomy places the organism in Eukaryota, Metazoa, Chordata, Actinopteri, Centrarchiformes, Sinipercidae.